Messenger RNA from Trichophyton rubrum CBS 118892, 411 nucleotides. RefSeq lists its product as uncharacterized. The record is from RefSeq and is a predicted model, not a curated record. The transcript has 2 exons. The coding region runs from base 1 to 411 and encodes 136 amino acids. NCBI's taxonomy places the organism in Eukaryota, Fungi, Ascomycota, Eurotiomycetes, Onygenales, Arthrodermataceae.
AUGCAGCUCUGCAAGCUCGCCGUACUCUUCCUCUCGUCCGCGGUCCUGGCGGCACCCGCACCCGCACCGGCCCCAGCUGCAGCCCCAGUUGCAGCUCCAGCUCCAGCUCCAGCUCCAGCUCCAGAGUCCGCCGCUGUUUCUCCCGAGAUGUUCAAGCGAGUUCCUCUGUGCUUCAAGAACGGGUCUCACUGCGAGCACAACGACGAAUGCUGCACCAACAAGUGCCUGGUCCCGAAUGACCCUCGCAAGGCCUACUGCGGCGACGGCGGGGUAUCAACGCGACUUCUCGGCACUUUCGGCUUCUUCAACAUGACUUAUGACUUCGGCUUUGACUUCAACCAAAUCAACCAACUUCUUCCAUCAAUAAUAUCGAUCAAUAUCAAUAUCAAUAAUAUUUAUAUCAAUAAAUAA